Juglans regia (Persian walnut) is the source of this 1540-nucleotide messenger RNA. RefSeq names its product ribosome biogenesis protein NOP53. Gene Ontology annotation, cellular component: nucleolus. The transcript has 12 exons. The record is from RefSeq and is a predicted model, not a curated record. Gene Ontology annotation, biological process: ribosomal large subunit assembly; rRNA processing. Bases 173 to 1267 code for a protein of 364 amino acids. Gene Ontology annotation, molecular function: 5S rRNA binding. NCBI's taxonomy places the organism in Eukaryota, Viridiplantae, Streptophyta, Magnoliopsida, Fagales, Juglandaceae.
UCCGGAAUCUCACGUGCGAGUCGUCUCUGGUGAGUGGGAGUUUUGGGAACGCAGUUAGGGUUUAGCGCGAGCCCUUUGGAGCGCCUUCUCUCCGCCAAUUUUCCGGACCUACUGACAGAACAAAGACUCACGCCCACAUUGUGACUCGGAUCAGAGAGAGUGAUUGAAAGAGAUGGGGAAGAAGGCGAAGAGCUCCAGAAAGGGGAAGAAGGCAUGGAGGGCAAACAUAAGCACGGAAGAUAUCGAACACUUCUUCGAGAAGUCCACCAAAGAUGCUCUCUCUGGUGGCUCUCUCUCCUCCGCCCCCUCCGACUCCCUCUUUGUUCUUGACAGAUCCAAAGAUCUAGCUGUGAGGCGGAAGAUUGAAAAACAUAGGGAAAAAGUACUCCGCUGUGACAGCCUGCUAGAGAAGAACCCUUUUGUUCAGCCAGUUCCAUCAUCAACACUGAAGAAAACAAAGAGAAUGCACAAGGAGGUUUCAAAAGCAAAUGAUGCAACUGAAGAUUGUCCCAAGGGUGAUUCUACCACAGCUUCUGGCAUGGACGACAUAUGGGAUGAGAAAGGUGAAGGCAACGGCGAUGCCAUAAAGAGAUUGAAGCCUUCAAUUAUUCCAGCAGUAGAAGUUGAGCCUCCAGGUUGCUCAUUCAAUCCCUCAGUAGAAAGUCAUCAGGAGGUGCUGGCUCAUGCUGUUGCAGAAGAAAUGCAGAAGGUCUAUCAAAAAGAGUUGGGCCCUCAGCCAGUUCCAUUAACUGUGCCUGGGGAAGUCAUCGAUGAAGAAGAUAUGUAUUUUAUUGAGGCAGAUAAGGGAAGUGAUGAUGAUGAGACUAAUUUGGAAACUUCGGGUGAAAAUGAGGAGUCUGCCCUGGAUAAAAGGUCAAGUAGAACAAAGAGGUUGACACGAGUUGUGUUGAAUAGGAGAGCUAGACAAAAAGAAAAGCUGAGAAAGGAAGCAGAAGCUAGAAGGGUGGAUGAAAUAUCUAAAGAAAUUGACUGUUUACCAGAUAUCAUUCACGAAAUAGCCAAGGAGGACGAGGAUAAGCAGAAAAGACACCUCCGGCGAGUUGUAGCCAAACAAGAAAGACUAAAGUCAUGUCCACCACGCUUGGGGAGGCACAAAUAUGAGCCCGCCCCAGUUCAAGUGCUACUAUCUGAAGAAAUAACUGGAUCACUCCGCAAGUUGAAGGGUUGUUGCACCCUUGUGAAGGACCGGUAUAAGAGCCUAGAGAAAAGAGGAUUGGUUAUCCCAACAGUCAAAAGCAGGAAGUAGAGUGGUUUGCCGUUGAACGGACAGAUUUCACGGGAAGGGUUAUCUUUAUAAACAAAGUGAUUGACGGCGGACAGUGGUGGACUCAGCUACGCAUGAUGAAGUUUGUUGUUUUCGGUGUUUACUAACUUCUUCGUUGUUUUGUGGUUUGUUCUUUUCCACACUUUACUGGUAAAAUAUUUGCGGUUCUAUUUAGUUUUCGGUAGGUACUAUUUUAAUGGAAAACAUUACUUUAAGCCUGCAUUUCUAUAAAGCAAGCAUCGAGGGUUUUACAAA